Trichomycterus rosablanca is the source of this 3183-nucleotide messenger RNA. RefSeq names its product LIM domain kinase 1b (gene limk1b). The record is from RefSeq and is a predicted model, not a curated record. Gene Ontology annotation, molecular function: protein serine/threonine kinase activity; protein binding; ATP binding. The transcript is spliced from 15 exons. NCBI's taxonomy places the organism in Eukaryota, Metazoa, Chordata, Actinopteri, Siluriformes, Trichomycteridae. Gene Ontology annotation, biological process: actin cytoskeleton organization; positive regulation of stress fiber assembly; protein phosphorylation. Gene Ontology annotation, cellular component: neuron projection; nucleus; cytoplasm. The coding region runs from base 328 to 2181 and encodes 617 amino acids.
UAACUGUAUCCCCUCUGGCACUACUAAACUGCUGACCGGAGCAGCCAGAGAACGAGGCUCGGCUAAAGUUAGGAACACACUGAGGACCCGGUCACAGGGUGCAGGUUGUUUUCUCAGACGAGCUCAAGGACAUUUCUUACACAAACUUGCACAGUGGUGUGUGUGCGACACAAAACAACAGAUAUCGAGUAGAAUUUGGAAGCGUAAUGGACUGAUUUCCGCACAUUUGGGCGUUGUUCUCCUCCCUCUUACCCCAUUUCCACUCCCAUGUUGGAGAAGAAGAGACCGUUCCAAUUUACUAAAGCUCCAAACUACUAAAGCAUUCCAAUGUCUCAACAGGACGAGCGAUACCGGAGAAAAAUCAAAGCAAGGUGCUGCGAGUGCAAUUCAGCACUCUCUCACCACUACUAUGAGAGGGAUGGACAGUUUUUCUGUAAAAAAGAUUACUGGGCAAGAUUUGGAGAGCAGUGCCAUGGGUGCUCGGAAAUAAUCACCACUGGUGUUAUUAUGGUGGCAGGAGAGCACAAGUAUCAUUCGGAAUGUUUCAUCUGUGAAAACUGCAGCAUGUUCAUCGGUGAUGGAGAUUCAUACAUCCUGGUGGAGCAUUCCAAAUUAUUCUGUGGGUACUGUUACAGUCAGAAUGUAUCAGCAAGACAUCCAGGCGCAGAAUGUUCCGGGCUUCCUCAUACAGUGGCAUUGGUAUCGUUCCCUCCUUCAGGCAAGAGCAGGACGGGUCUUUCCCUCAGCGUGGAAGACUGUCCUGUCAAUGGAAACAGCCCCGUAAUCAGAGUAUCUCAAUUCGAUUCACAAACAAGCAGUCCUGAGAUUAAAGGAAUUAUUCAUGUUGGAGACUCUGUCCUUGAAAUAAAUGGAGUAUCAGUUCAGAGCAUUCCCCUCGAUGAGAUCGACUUGGUGGUCCAUGACAUUGAGCGCUGCCUGAAACUCACUGUUGAACACAACCCGAAUGACCUUUCUACUCAAGAAGAUCCACUUGGCCUGCUGCCGGAAGAGGCUGAACGACCAGGAAAAUUAGACUUUACCCCUGAGACCCAUGCUGUCCGCCAUCGCUCCAAAAACAUUCUACGCAGUUGCAGUAUUGAAAAAUGCCCAGGUUCCCAAAACCAUUUGGCACUGCUCUCCCACAGAAGAAACAUUAAUCGCUCCGAGUCUUUGCGCGUCGAUUCAUUCGACAAGACACAGCGCAUCUUCCGUCCCUCUGACCUUAUAUAUGGGGAGGUUCUAGGACGAGGCUUCUUUGGACAAGCCAUUAAGGUCACACAUCAGCAGACAGGAGAGGUCAUGGUGAUGAAGGAACUACUUCGUUAUGAUGAAGACACACAGAAAACCUUUCUUAAGGAGGUAAAAGUGAUGCGCUGUCUGGAUCACCCAAAUGUGCUAAAAUUUAUCGGCGUCCUCUACAAAGACAAGAGAGUAAACUUCAUCUCUGAGUAUGUCCCAGGAGGAACUCUGAGGGAAACGAUUGAGAAAAUGGACAGUGAUUACCCCUGGAGCCGUAGAGUAAGCUAUGCAAAGGACAUUGCUGCAGGAAUGGCCUACCUGCAUUCCAUGAACAUUAUCCAUCGAGAUCUAAAUUCACAUAACUGCUUUGUCAGAAAGAACCAGUCUGUAGUGGUGGCUGACUUUGGGCUGGCCCGGCUCGUGAUGGAGGAUAAAGCUCAAAGAAGUAAUUCCUCUUCUGAUCCUGUGUCAAAGCUGAGUAAGCCACAGCGAAAGAAAAGGUAUACAGUGGUGGGAAACCCGUAUUGGAUGGCACCUGAAAUGAUCCGAGGAAUUAGCUAUGACGAACGUGUGGAUGUCUUCUCCUUUGGAAUAAUUGUCUGUGAGAUUAUUGGCAGAGUGUACGCUGAUCCAGACUAUCUGCCCCGUACUAUGGAAUUUGGACUUGGCGUGAACGAAUUUCUAAAGAGCUACCAUCCUCCAGAAUGUCCACCUGCUUUGUUUCCUCUUGCUGCUCUUUGCUGUGACACAGAAGCUGGAAAACGACCAUCAUUUGCCAAGUUAGAGGAAUGGCUGGGAAGUUUGCUGAUGCAUUUGGACAUCAGACUACCUCUAAUCUCAGAACUGGAUAAGGUGCGGCAAGCAUUUUGGGAAAACCACUGCCAUCCCCAACAAGCUAACCGUUUAACAUCUGAACAAAAAGAAACAAAAGUGCCAAGUUAGAAGUGAAGUGAACUUUCGGCAGCUGGGGUGGGAGGCACAGCAGACUUAAACAAUAGCCCUUUACUGUGAAGACCUGAGUUCAAGUUUUGGUGGUACCACCGUUCUGGUUGGGCACUCUACAGCCACAAUUGGCUGUGACCAACGAAGGGGGGGAUGGAUGGGGAGUCAUGCACUUUCCACUACAAUAGCGAUUUCUACUGUGUGGCUGAGGUGUUGGGAUGAGAAGUGAAGAGAUAACAAUUUUUUAAUAUGUUUUACAGCUUUGUAGAAAUCUGUUGCUUGAGGGUGUCUUGCAAAUAUCAAUUGGCAGAGUAGGGAAAUUGGAGAUAUGCAAAAUGCAGGUAAAUGCAUACAAACAAGUGAAACACACUGUGAAUGGUCAAACUGUACAGGUAGUCUUUUUGUAAGGAACUUGAAUGUAGAUAGGCCCCAACUAAACUUGGCAUUUUUGAAAAAUAUGGGCCUUUCAUGAUAGGCAUUUAAAUAAUAGAAUUGACGACAAAAAUACAGCUACCUUGGAAGAGCUACUUAUACUGAUAGAUAAAAAGACUAAUAGAAUGUUAGAUCCUCAUAUUUCUACCCAUGGUUCAUUAUUACUUAAUGUACAUUCACAAUAAAGCAUUUAGCAAGGUGACUUCCAAUCAAGACAAAAACUGGUGGUUACAGACCUUGUUUAGUCGCCAAACAAUGUCUGAUUGGCCUUAGUGGGGUUUCCAUUCUUAACGUUCUGAUCAGUAAUUUACGUUCUGAGUACUUUUGCCACUAAGCCACCAAAGUGCCACCAGCAAUGGAAAAACCUUAAUUUGUUUGUUUCUGUAGUCUUUGUUUAGUAAUUGUAGCUAUAAACUUAAAUGAAAAUGUGAAUUCUUAUAAAAGCAUUGGUCCGAUGCAGAUUUAGGCUAAAAUGUAGCAAAUGAACAUGUAUGUAUUUAUAUGAAAAUACAUUUGGCUGUUUUUACACAGUGUUUAAAAAGUAAACUAUUGAAUUGUCUAUAAACCUUU